UGAAGACAUUCUAUCAGGAGAAAACAAAAAAAAUAAAAAAAAAUCUCAGCCAACAUUUAGGGAAUUAAUUUUACAAGAUCCGUCGUGGCAGGAAAUGUCCAUUGACGUAAAUAAAUCUGUUAAAGAUACAUUGAAAACCAUUGUGUCUUCGUACUCUGAAAAUAAGCGAAAACUUGAUACGGAAUAUGCAGCUCCAGAUAAAAAGAAAAUAUUGUUGUUGGCUCCUCAUCUUAGCUUUUUAGAAGAAAUGCUAAACAAACGAAAAGCAACUUCAAAUCUUGAUCAUAGAAACAUCAACUCUCAAAAUGAAGACACUGAAGUAAUGAAUAUUGUUGAUAACGGUGUAGAAAAUAAUUUACUACCCAACACAUCAUCUCAAACAACAAUAUAUAAAAAAAAAAAUGAUCAAUUACACAAUAGUUUUGAAAAGAAGCCAAAGGAGCAACAAACAUUUGAAACAAUUACGUCACAAAACGAAAAUAUUUUUUUAAAACGCGAUGAAUGCGAUGAUAUCGAUCAUUUUUUUAAAAGCCUCUCUUUAUCAAUAAAAAAAUUACCAUCAAAAGGAAUUUCUGAGGCAAAAUUAAAAAUGCUGUCAACAUUUAUGGAGAUUGAAGAUAAGUACACGGAUUAUCCAUCAACCUCUGCAGAGUAACACAAUUCAUAAGGCACACAGGAUGGACAAUGGUCAGUAUAAUUUUCUUCAACAUGCAUCAACUUGUAAAGUAUACCCCAGUACUUCAAAUUUUAACCAUGACAAAGACAGUAAGAUUUCAGAUAAUUAUAUAAAAAAUAAAUAAUUAUUAGUGGAAUUCAAAUUUAUAUGUA
Molecule: messenger RNA, 828 nt
Organism: Rhopalosiphum maidis (corn leaf aphid)
Lineage: Eukaryota; Metazoa; Arthropoda; Insecta; Hemiptera; Aphididae
Exons: 3
Coding region: 95-655 (186 amino acids)
Molecular function (GO): DNA binding
Source: RefSeq, a predicted model, not a curated record